This is a messenger RNA of Cyprinus carpio (common carp), 8066 nucleotides long. It is a transcript of the gene tenm2a, whose product is annotated as teneurin transmembrane protein 2a. Gene Ontology annotation, biological process: signal transduction; heterophilic cell-cell adhesion; neuron development. NCBI's taxonomy places the organism in Eukaryota, Metazoa, Chordata, Actinopteri, Cypriniformes, Cyprinidae. Gene Ontology annotation, molecular function: cell adhesion molecule binding; protein homodimerization activity; protein heterodimerization activity. The record is from RefSeq and is a predicted model, not a curated record. Gene Ontology annotation, cellular component: neuron projection; membrane.
GUUCCUUUAGCUUCUCACUCUUUGCUGAAGUCUCUGUGGAAGUGGGACACUGACAGAAGCACAGUGAGACUGUAAGUGUGUCUCCUAGUGUAAAUGAAUCAAUGAGACAGGCUUUCUGACAGACAUGGUGUCCUCCUGUCAUGGACGGGUGAAAUAAAGCUGACUGCUGCAGUAUGGAGACAGGCGAAGGUCGUCCCCUCCCUCCCUCCACUGCCUCCUCCAGCCUCCUGCCCCCUGCUCCUUCUCCCCCACCCGCCCCCCUUCAUCCAGCCCCGUCUACCAUAAGGGAGUGUCAGGUUCCCUUGCUGGACAGCAGCUCCUCCCACACCAUGCUGGAGCCCCAUCCAGAGGACCAAAUCUCCCCCAACUCAUACCUGCUCCGGGCCCAGCCCCCCACUGGAGCUCCAAACCAUCACAGCCAGUCCACCCUGCGGCCGCCCAUCCCUCCACCGCACAACCACCAGACGCUGUCGCACCACCAGUCCUCUGCCAACUCGCUCAACCGCAACACACUGAGCGGCCGCCGCAACCCCAUCCACGCCCCUCCAUCCGCCCCGGGCGAAGGGCCCACCACACCCGAGUCAGUGCAGCUGCAGGACAGCUGGGUGCUCAACAGCAGCGUCCCGCUGGAGACCAGGCAUUUCCUGUUUAAGACCUCUUCAGGGACCACGCCUCUCUUUAGCAGCUCAUCACCAGGUUACCCCUUGACGUCCGGCACAGUAUAUUCUCCACCACGGCUCCUACCCAGAAACACCUUCUCUAGAAGCGCCUUCAAGCUGAAGAAGCCAUCCAAGUACUGCAGCUGGAAAUGUGCCGCCCUGUCGGCGAUCGCUGCAGCCACCCUGCUGGCCAUUCUGCUGUCCUACUUCAUCGCCAUGAAUCUGUUGGGGCUGAACUGGCAGCUGAAACCUGUGGUUGGUCCCAUGCUGAACAACGGCUUGGGAGCCGGGCUGCCCAGCAACAGUGACGUAGCAACAGCGCCCUCUGGAGGCAGAGGGCCAUGGGCCGCUCGUAACAGCAGCAUAGAUACAGGGAGCCUGGAGGUAGGCAGGCGCGUGACCCAGGAGGUGCCGCCCGGGGUGUUCUGGAGAUCCCUGAUGCACCUCAGCAAGCCUCAGUUCCUCAAGUUCAACAUCUCCUUGGGCAAGGAUGCACUGUUUGGUGUUUACAUUCGCAAAGGGCUGCCGCCGUCCCAUGCACAGUAUGACUAUAUGGAGCGUUUGGAUGGAAAGGAGAAAUGGAGCGUAGUGGAGUCGCCCCGUGAGAAACGCAGUAUUCAGACGGUGGUUCUGAACGAGGCUGUGUUUGUACAGUAUCUGGACCCUGGCACGUGGCACCUGGCUUUCUACAAUGAUGGCAAGGAGAAGGAAUCGGUCUCUUUUAGCACAGCUGUUCUGGACUCUGUGCAAGAGUGUCCCCGCAACUGUCAUGGUAACGGAGAGUGUGUGUCAGGAGUAUGUCACUGUUUCCCCGGGUUCCAUGGUAUGGACUGCUCGAAAGCGGCAUGCCCAGUCCUAUGCAGUGGAAAUGGUCAGUAUGACAAGGGAUCAUGUAUCUGCUAUAGUGGAUGGAAGGGUCCGGAAUGCGAUGUUCCCAUAAGUCAGUGUAUCGACCCCCAGUGUGGCGGUCAUGGCACGUGCACAGAGGGCAUAUGUGUUUGUUCUCUGGGCUACAAAGGAGAGAACUGCGCUGAGGUUGACUGCCUGGAUCCAACCUGCUCAAAUAAUGGCAUCUGUGUGAACGGAGAGUGCCACUGUAAACCAGGCUGGGGUGGACCAAACUGUGAGCUGCCCAGAGCACAGUGCCCAGAUCAGUGCCAUGGUCAUGGUGCUUUUAUUCCAGACACAGGCGUCUGUAGCUGUGACCCCAAUUGGAUGGGCCCUGAUUGUUCUGUUGAGGUUUGCUCAGUCGACUGCGGGACACAUGGUGUAUGCAUGGGUGGCUCAUGCCGCUGUGAGGAGGGCUGGACAGGUGCGGCAUGUGACCAGCGUGUGUGUAACCCACUCUGCGUGAAGCACGGCACCUGUAAAGAUGGGAAGUGCGAGUGUGAACAGGGCUGGAAUGGAGAACACUGCACCAUCGACUUUUGGGAUGGGAGUAUUGAAGAUGGCUGUCCGAACCGAUGUAAUGGAAAUGGACAGUGUCUGCAGGGUCAAAACAGCUGGCACUGCGAAUGCAAGACUGGAUGGAGAGGCACCGGCUGCAAUGUCGCCAUGGAGACUUCAUGUGCAGACAACAAAGACAAUGAAGGAGAUGGUCUGACUGACUGUAUGGAUCCAGACUGCUGUAUCCAAAGUCCCUGCCAGAACAGUCCGCUUUGUAAAGGGUCCAGGGAUCCCUUACAGGUCAUACAGCAAGGCCAGCACACUGAGCAGAAAGUCCGUUCCUUCUAUGACCGUGUCAAGAUGCUAGUAGGCCGGGACAGCACUCAUAUAAUCCCUGCAGACAAUCCCUUUAACGCAAGUCUGGCAUCACUGAUCAGAGGUCAGGUGGUGACAACAGAUGGAACCCCGCUGGUGGGAGUUAAUGUGUCAUUUGUCAAACUGAGAAUAACACAAGUACAUAUUUGUUUUUGGGUUGUUGUUUUUUUGCCCUCUGUUUGCCUUUCCCACUUCCUUUCGCUCUGUGUCAUUAGAUUUGACCUCAUUGCCAAUGGUGGAGCCUCUCUCACCCUCCGAUUCGAGCGGGCUCCAUUUUUGAGUCAAGAGCGCACAGUGUGGCUCCCGUGGAACAUUUUCUAUGCCAUGGACACUCUGAUGUUGAAGACUGAGGAGAACACCAUCCCUAGCUGUGACCUCAGCGGUUUUGCGAGGCCUGAUCCUGUGGUGGUGGCCUCCCCCCUUUCUUCUUUCUUCAGUUCCAGGCCAGGAGAGAGGUCCAUCAUUCCAGAGACACAGGUUCUGCAUGAGCAGCUAGAGAUUCCUGGUACCAGUCUGAAGCUCUGUCAUCUGAGUUCACGGACCUCAGGUUACCGCUCUUUACUCAAGAUCACCAUGACUCAAGCCGUGGUGCCUCUCAGCCUGGUCAAAGUCCAUCUGAUGGUUGCCGUGGAGGGCCAUCUCUUCCAGAAGUGGUUCCACGCUUCACCCAACCUCGCAUACACCUUUAUCUGGGACAAGACCGAUGCAUAUGGUCAGCGUGUCUAUGGCCUCUCUGAUGCAGUGGUCUCUGUGGGGUAUGAAUAUGAAUCAUGUCCUAGUCUGGUGCUGUGGGAGAAGAGGAUUGCUAUGCUUCAAGGCUAUGAGCUGGAACCUUCCAAUCUGGGCGGCUGGUCUCUGGACAAACACCAUAUACUCAACCUGCGCAGUGGCAUCCUUCAUAAGGGCAGCGGUGAGAACGUCUUUGUGUCCCAGCAGCCACCCAUCAUCACAAGCAUCAUGGGUAAUGGGCGUCGACGAAGCAUCUCUUGCCCGAGCUGUAAUGGCCUGGCUGAUGGAAAUAAGCUGUUGGCACCUGUAGCCCUGUCAGCAGGCAUUGAUGGCAGCCUCUACGUCGGAGACUUGAAUUUCGUACGCAGAGUUUAUCCCAACCUCAAUACCACACGCAUACUGGAGCUCAGAAAUAAGGAUUUUCGACACAGUAACAACCCGACUCAUAAGUACUUCCUGGCUGUGGACCCAGUCUCUGGGGCUCUGUUCAUCUCUGACACAAAUUCUCGGCGAAUCUACAAGGUGCGAUCGCUCACAGGGGGAAGACUGCUGGCCGACAAUGCCGAAGUGGUGGCGGGCACAGGAGAACAGUGCCUGCCCUUCGACGAGAGGUGCGGGGAUGGGGGCAAAGCCGUAGAAGCCACUCUCAUGAGCCCCAAAGGUGUUGAUGUUUUUUGAAAAGGGAUUAUGUACUUUGUGGACGCCACCAUGAUUAGGAAGGUGGAUCAAAACGGCAUCAUCUCUACUCUCCUGGGCGCCAAUGACCUCACUGCUGUGCGCCCACUGAGCUGCGAUUCCAGCAUGGAUGUCAGUCAGGUACGCUUGGAGUGGCCCACCGACUUGGCAGUAAACCCCAUGGAUAACUCUCUCUAUGUGCUAGAGAACAACGUUAUCCUACGCAUCACUGAAAACCACCAAGUGAGUAUCAUCGCGGGGCGUCCCAUGCACUGCCAGGUGCCUGGCAUUGACUAUUCCCUUAGCAAACUGGCCAUCCACUCCGCCCUGGAGAGCGCCACGGCUAUCGCCAUCUCCCAUACGGGUGUGCUCUAUAUCGCCGAGACAGACGAGAAGAAGAUCAACCGUGUUCGGCAGGUUAGCACCAACGGAGAAAUGUCACUUCUGGCUGGUGCUGCGUCGGAGUGCGACUGCAAGAACGACGUCAACUGUAACUGCUUUGCAGGAGACGAUGGAUACGCUACAGAUGCCAGCCUCAACUCCCCCAUGUCUCUGGCUGUCUCACCGGAUGGCACGCUCUAUAUUGCAGACCUUAAUAACAUUCGAAUCCGGGCUGUGCGUACUAACCGACCAGGGCCUUCAGCGUUAGGCCAGUAUGAGGUUGCGUCCCCUCAGGAACAAGAGCUGUAUGUGUUUAAUGAGGAGGGUCUCCACCUACAGACCAUCAGUCUUGUGACGGGUCUGCCUCUCUACAAUUUCAGCUAUGGUUCUGAUGGAGAGCUGGCCACAGUGGUGGAUAACUGCAAUAAUACGGUGAAAGUGCGGAGGGAUGGGGCAGGGCAGGGUGGUGUGGGACUGCUCAGGCUCAUCCUGCAGCCUGAGAAUCAGGUGGUUACACUGGGACUGGAUCCUGCAGGAAGCUUGCGCUCCAUCUCUGCUCUCAGCCAGGAGAUCGUUCUGCUGGGAUACAAUGGAAACACUGGUUUGUUGGCUACCAAGGCUGAUGAGACUGGCUGGACAACCUUUUAUGAGUAUGACAGUGAAGGAAGGCUAACCAAUGUGACGUACCCCACGGGGAUGGUUACAAGUCUGCAUAGGGAGAUCGAAAAAUCCAUCAACAUUGACAUUGAGAGCUCCAACAGAGAUGAUGACAUCACUGUCAUCACGAAUCUUUCGUCAGUAGAAGCCUCUUACACUGUUGUGCAAGAUCAAGUACGGAACAGCUACCAACUGUGUAACAAUGGCACUCUGAGAGUAAUGUAUGCCAAUGGGAUGGGCAUCAGCUACCACACCGAGCCCCAUAUCCUGGCAGGAUCAGUGAGUCCCACCAUCGGCCGCAGGAACAUCACCCUUCCCACUGAUAACGGUCUGAACUCUAUUGAGUGGAGGCUGCGCAAAGAACUGUCCAAGGGCAAGGUCACUGUGUUUGGCAGGAAACUUCGGGCACAUGGGCGCAACCUCCUGUCAAUAGAUUUUGAUAGGAACACACGGACUGAGAAGAUCUAUGACGACCACAGGAAGUUCACUCUGAGGAUCACUUAUGAUGCCCAGGGUAGGCCAGCGAUAUGGCAGCCGAGCAGCAGCCUUGCAGUGGUGAAUGUGUCUUACUCCAGCACAGGCCAGCUAGUGGGGCUGCACCGAGGGAGUAUGAGUGAGAGAACGGAGUUUGACCCACAGGGCCGAAUCCUCUCGCGCUCUUUUGUGGAUGGAAAGGUCUGGAGCUACAGUUACCUGGACAAGUCCAUGGUGCUGCUCCUGCAGAGUCAGAGACAAUACAUCUUUGAAUUUGAUGCAUCCAACCGCAUCACGGCUGUCACCAUGCCUAGCGUUGCCCGUCACACCAUGUUCACUCACGUCUCCAUCGGCUACAUCCGCAACACCUACAACCCGCCAGAGAGCAAUGCGUCCAUCAUCUAUGACUUCAGCGAGGAUGGGCGCCCCCAGGCCGCCUACUUCCUGGGUACCGGCCGUCGCGUCCUCUACAAAUAUGGCAAGCUGGCCAAGCUCUCCGAGAUCUUGUAUGACAGCACAGCCAUCACCUUUGGCUAUGAUGAGACAGCCGGAGUGCUAAAAAUGGUCAACUUGCAAAGCGGUGGCUUUUCGUGCACGAUUCGCUAUCGUAAAAUGGGUCCCCUGAUUGACAAGCAGAUCUAUCGCUUCUCGGAGGAAGGUAUGGUGAACGCACGCUUCGACUACACCUACCAUGACAACAGUUUCAGAAUCGCAAGCAUGAAGCCAGUAAUCAGCGAGACGCCACUUCCUGUGGAUCUAUACCGCUACGAUGAGAUCUCCGGAAAAGUGGAGCAUUUUGGAAAGUUUGGAGUCAUCUACUACGACAUCAAUCAGAUAAUCACCACUGCCGUCAUGACCCUCAGCAAGCAUUUCGAUGCGCAUGGGCGAAUCAAAGAGGUUCAGUAUGAGAUCUUCCGCUCUCUUAUGUACUGGAUGACGGUGCAGUACGACAACAUGGGCAGAGUAAUCAAGCGAGAGCUAAAGAUCGGCCCGUACGCCAACACCACUCAGUACCGCUAUGAAUACGAUGGUGACGGACAGCUCAGUGGUGUCAAGGUGAACGAUUGGUCCACUUGGCGCUACAGCUAUGACUUAAAUGGCAAUCUACACCUGCUCAACCCAGGCAACAGCGCCCGACUCAUGCCGCUCCGCUAUGACCUACGAGACCGCAUCACAAGGCUCGGUGAUGUGCAGUACCGUCUGGACGAGGACGGUUACCUCAGUCAGAGGGGCGGCGACGUGUUUGACUACAACUCUAAAGGCCAGCUGGUGCGUGCCUAUAGCCGUGCAGCUGGAGGAUGGAGCGUCCAGUACCGUUAUGAUGGACUCGGACGCAGGGUGUCUACUAAGAACAGUCUGGGUCAGCACCUCCAGUUCUUUUAUGCUGACCUGAACAACCCGACUCGGGUCACGCAUGUGUUCAACCACUCCAGCUCGGAAAUCAGCUCUUUGUACUAUGACCUGCAGGGCCAUCUGUUUGCGAUGGAGGUGAGCAGUGGGGAGGAGUACUACAUCGCCUCUGACAACACCGGUACACCACUGGCUGUCUUCAGCAGCAACGGGCAGAUGAUCAAACAGGUGCAAUACACCGCUUAUGGGGAGGUGUACCACGACUCCAACCCUGAGUUCCAGCUUGUCAUUGGCUUUCACGGUGGGCUUUAUGACACACUAACCAAGCUGGUGCAUUUCACACAGAGAGACUAUGAUGUUUUAGCAGCCAGAUGGACAUCGCCUGAUUACACCAUGUGGCAGAAGAUCGGAAAAGAUCUGGCACCCUUUAACCUAUACAUGUUCAAGAAUAACAACCCCCUCAGUGACAUGCUGGAUGUCAAGAAUUAUGUCACAGAUGUGAAGAGUUGGCUGGUGAUGUUUGGCUUCCAGCUUAGCAACAUUAUUCCAGGCUUUCCCAGACACAUACACUAUUUCGUGGAUCCGCCGUAUGAGCUCCUCGCCAGUCAAGAAAGUGAAAACGGGCAGGUGAGUCACCACAUUACUGGAGUUCAGCAGGAAGCCGAACGGCACAACCAAGCAUUCAUGGCUCUGGAGGGACGGCUUCUUGACAAAGAGCGCAAGACCAAACAUGAGAAGCCAGGCCACUGGUUUGGCACGAGUACACCCAUCAUUGGACGAGGAGUGAUGCUGGCAGUGAAAGAAGGCCGCGUGGUCACAGGGGUCUCCAGCAUGGCCAGCGAUGAUAGCAGGAAGGUGGCUCUAGUGCUCAAUAACGCCAUCUACUUAGACGGGACGCACUACACUCAGGAUGGCCAUGACUGUCAUUUCUUCGUGAAGAUAGGCUCAGCUGACAGUGACCUCCUAGCUUUGGGACUUACCAAUGGACGCAAGGCUCUGGAAAGUGGGAUCAAUGUGACGGUAAGCGGUCGCUCACGAAGAGGGGUCACCGUUGAGUUCCGGGUUCCGGCGCUUUCUCUGAGCGUGCGCUAUGGGUUGGCGUCAGACGUCCUGGAUGAGGAGAGAGCUCGGCUAUUGGAGUUGGCGCGGCAGCGGGCACUAUCGGGAGCCUGGCUGCGAGAGCAGCAACGGGCACAGGAUAAUAAAGAGGGAAGCCGCUUGUGGACUGAAGGAGAGAGACAGCAGCUCCUCUCAACAGGGAAAGUGCAGGGGUACGACGGGUACUACAUUUUACCCGUGGAACAGUAUCCUGAACUAGCGGACAGCAGUUUCAACAUCCAGUUCCUGAGACAGAAUGAGAUGGGGAAGAGGUAACAGUCC